CUCCAAACAGAGCCUUUUCUUAGCACUGAGAUGUGGUGGGCUCAAUCAGCAUGGCCAUGCCCAUAACUCCGAUUUUUCCCCUCAUGUUCGCCUAGAGAUUGCGUUGCUUCUAAAGUCCGAGAUCCCGCUUUCCCCCGCCAGGACUCCAUGUAAGCUUGUGCGCGCAUUUCUUCCUGCAAUGAUCGGGAAAACACGCGCUACUAAGCACGGCGAUGCAAUGACUCAGAAAUAGAUAUAAAUACGUGGUAUUCCGCUGAGUGUCACAGCUUUCUUUCUUAGAUUCAUUCAGAACACUCCCAGCUCUACAACACCAAUCACCAUGAACCCAGGAAAGAUGACCGCUCAAGAAAAGGAGGCCCAGAUCAUGGCCGAAAUCAGACUGAACACUGUCAAGUUCACUCCCAACUCUACAACACCAAUCACCAUGAACCCAGGAAAGAUGACCGCUCAAGAAAAGGAGGCCCAGAUCAUGGCCGAAAUCAGACUGAACACUGUCAAGUUCACUCCCAAGUACGAGACCACAUUCUUGGGCAAUUUCUUCGGCUUUGCUUUCAAGAGCAACUAAGCGCAGUGUGCCGCACUGGUUUCUCCACGGCGCCCACGGAGAAGAUCUGGAAUAGUGUCCGGGCAACGGUUUUGGAAUGACACUACUUCCGCCUAAUUUAUAGAUGAUGAGUUACGAAUGAAACGCUUUUUUAAACUCCUGCAUGUGU
This is a messenger RNA of Metschnikowia bicuspidata var. bicuspidata NRRL YB-4993, 713 nucleotides long. RefSeq lists its product as uncharacterized. The transcript is spliced from 2 exons. NCBI's taxonomy places the organism in Eukaryota, Fungi, Ascomycota, Pichiomycetes, Serinales, Metschnikowiaceae. The record is from RefSeq and is a predicted model, not a curated record. Bases 320 to 565 code for a protein of 81 amino acids.